Molecule: messenger RNA, 2259 nt
Organism: Chara braunii
Lineage: Eukaryota; Viridiplantae; Streptophyta; Charophyceae; Charales; Characeae
Source: the annotation of a GenBank genome assembly
GCAUUUUCACUUCAUUACAAGUAUCGAAUGCUGGCCCAUCUUCGCGGCCGUCGGCGAACAAGUUAACCCGGCGGACGCAUGAGUUAACUGCCAUAGGUAGUUAGCUCGUUGGCUGAUCGCUCUUGCUUUCGUCUAUCUUUUUGUUCCUUGUCCGUGGCGGCCGUUACGGCGAACGUCCGUUUCUUGCUCAUCGGUCCUGCCGCCCUGUGUACUAGCUGUCAGCCCAACGGCGCAGGCAGUGAUAGUCUUAGUCUACGCUUCAAGGAGCAUCUGCCUACGCAUCGGCGGUAAAUCUCUUUCCAGUGCUAACUAAUUUUGGUUCUUCGACUGGUGGGGGACAGCGGCAGCGAUGGCUGAAGCCGGUUGUAAUGGCGUGAAGGCGACGGGCUCCAAGUACGACCACCAUGGCUUGGCAUUCUCUACGCGCGCUCUGCACUUCCAGGAUGAGAACGAUCCUUACGGCGCCAAGAACGCUCCGAUCUAUCUGACGGCCACGUUCAAGCUUCCCUCCGUCACGAAGGCUGGGUCGUUUCUCUAUUCGCGAUUCGACAACCCGACGAGAUCGACGCUGGAGAAGCACAUUGCUCGCCUUCACGAUGCAGAUCGUGCGUUCUGCUUCUCGACGGGAAUGGCCGCGCUGACGACGGUGAUGCAGAUGGUGGAGGUCGGCGACGAGAUCGUGGCGGACGAUGACAUCUACGGCGGGACGGACAGGCUGCUCACCAGCCUUGUCACACGAUGGGGCGUGACGGUGAAGCGCGCCAACACGAGCAACCUCGACGAGAUCCGAGCGGCCGUGACGGCUAAGACGAAGCUUGUCUUCCUGGAGAUCGCGACGAACCCUCUGCUGCAGAUCACCGAUAUCGCUGCCAUCGCCGAGAUCGCGCACAGGACCGGCGCGCUGGUUGUGGUGGACAACAGCAUAAUGUCGUCGGCACUUUCGAGGCCGUUGGAUCACGGCGCGGAUAUCGUGAUGGAGUCGCUGACGAAGUUCAUGUCCGGGCACAGCGACGUGAUGGGUGGUUUCCUGGCCGUUAGGGGGGAGCAGCUUGCGAAGGACAUCCACUUUCUCCAGUCGUCCGAAGGAGCGUGUCUGAGCGCUUUCGACAGCUUCUUGAUACUGAGGGGAAUGCAGACGCUGUCUCUGAGAGUGGAAAAGGCUCAGGAGAAUGCGCAGGCCAUAGCCGAUUGGCUGGCGAAGCACCCGCUCGUCAAGAAGGUGAUGUACCUUGGACUUCCUGGCUUUCCCGACAGGGAUCUGCAUUUCAAACAGUGCUCUGGGGCGGGAUCGGUCCUCUGCUUCACCACGGGAGAUGUCGAGCUGUCCAAGCUGGUGGCCGAUGGCGCGGAGGUGUUCCAGAAGACGGUGAGCUUCGGCAGCGUCGGCUCGCUCAUCAGCUUGCCGUGCUUCAUGUCGCACGCCGCUGUGCCCAAGGCCAUCCGAGAGGCCAGGGGCCUGCCUGACGAUCUCGUACGGCUGGGUGUCGGGAUCGAGUUUGUCGGCGAUCUGAUCAACGAUCUGGAUCACUCGUUCAAAUUGGCCAUGGCGAAGCUUGGAGGAAAGGAGACGCCCAAGUACGAGCCCACCGGCCAUUCUUCAUUCGUAUAUAAGCCGCGCUUUCAGUAGCCGCCGCCACUUCAGCGGAGGACGGGAAGAUCAGGAUGGGUGAGUGCAAGCAGAUACAUACAUUAUUUGUCUCGGAAGACGUUAAUGUGACUCGACUUUUGCGAGCGAAUGUUUAUUAUUCUUCUCGGGUUUGUAUGUGUUAAUGCUUUUUUCUGUUCACGACUACGUUGGCGGCGUCGGUAGGUGUAGUGUUUGUGGAGUAUGCACUUCCAAGUUGGGCGUGUGUUUCGGUUUUUGCCAUUCGCAUGAGCAAAACGGGUAUUCAAGGGCCUGACGUUUUAGGUCACCGAGGACUUCCGACUAUGGUGCUUUUCGAUCCUUCUGAGCUCGUAGCAUUCGCACUGUCGAAUCAGUGUCGAUACCAGAUAGUUUUCUACUUCAUUGUUGCGUUAUUGAUUCGUGGAGGCCCUUGAACCAGGCAGGGAGCGAGGGCGCGCUGGAAGCCCGGAGCAUUGUUUGUGUUUGGCCGUGCGAUGUUGACGAGAGGAGUGUUGGCAGUUAUUGAACAACUUUCGACUCUAUGCGGAUCGUUUUUUUGGUCUGAUCUAUAGAUCUUGCUGUUCGUUCGCUUGAGAUGUUGGAUGUAGCGUCGUUUCAGGUCGUAAGCAUUAACUCUUCUCGCAACUUCCGCU